Messenger RNA from Trachymyrmex septentrionalis, 1335 nucleotides. RefSeq names its product protein kish-A (gene ksh). Bases 183 to 407 code for a protein of 74 amino acids. Lineage: Eukaryota; Metazoa; Arthropoda; Insecta; Hymenoptera; Formicidae. The transcript is spliced from 3 exons. Gene Ontology annotation, biological process: protein secretion; intracellular transport. The record is from RefSeq and is a predicted model, not a curated record.
AUACGCUACUUGACUCCCAGACUUCUUGCGCGUGGAACAUCGAAUUGCGCGCCAUUGUGCGCCGUACACGAAAGUGAUGUCGGAUGGUGCUUGGUUCACUGAAGAAUUUUUAACUUAAUUUAUUUGCAGUUUCUCAGGCUUGAUUCAUUUACAGUUUGUUGAGUCGAGCUCAUUCCAACAUUAUGUCUGCCAUAUUUAAUUUUCAGAGCCUACUGACUGUAAUAUUAUUGCUAAUAUGCACCUGUACCUACAUUAGAUCACUGGCACCGAAUUUGUUUGACAAUCGACUAGGAAAGGUUGGUUUUCAGGGUACUUUUUGGAAAUGUGCUAGGAUUGGGGAAAGAAAGAGUCCAUAUGUAGCUUUUUGUUGCGUUUGUAUGGCCUUUAGUAUUUUAUUUUGGUCGUAACAUUCUUACAUGGGUCAUUCUGACCAAUGCAUUUGGUGUGUAUUCCAAAAUUAUAACCUAAUAUAUAUUUAUGUAUCUAAGGUCCGAGAUGUGAGAAAAUAAAAAGCAGUUUUGAUAUCUGUUUGUCGACAAACAGCUAUAUUUGUCGUUUCAAUAAUACAUAAAAAAUACACUCGUUCAAGCUAGACUUAAAGUCAAAACGAACAUCACUGCUAAAUGCAUGAUAGUUUUUUUUUUCUUAUUUGUCAACACAUUUUUUCCUCCUCAAAGCCAUAUCAUCCAAUUUGAGCACAUUUUCUCAUUGUAUUCUCAUAAUAUAUUUUUCCGUCCUAUAAACAACAACAUUCUUUUAAUAUAAUUAUUGUAAAGUUAUUAUAUAUUGAGCAUUCUGUGAUAUACAGGGUUCGUUAGAUAGGUACAUUUAACACAUUUUUGCUCUGUGCGGGAUAUGCUACCUUCUCCAUGACAGUAAAUCACGCGAUGUAACUAAGACUUGUACUCCAUAUUGAUGGACAUAGAAUUGUUUAAGAUCGUUGACUUAUUUUAUCUUUUCUGUCAACCUUAAUACUCUCCAAGUUGAACAUUGCUAAUAUCGCUUUACAUAAUUGUCUUAAUUACAGAGCAAGAUAUGGUUCAUAGUUUUGCGAGGAACAUUAACUAAAUGAUCUUUGUAAUAUUACUAAAAAUUAUUAUAAGAUCAUUCGCUGUUAACUUCUCGUAUUUUUAUACACAACGUAUACAUACAUCUAUGCCAUCAUAUACAUGUAUCAUCACUAAAAUGCACAUUUGCAAUUCUCGAGAUGAUAGCCGAGCAUAUCUUAUAAAAAAACUCGCAAAGCCUAGUUUAAUUUAACACGUUUUAUUUAAAAAGCGAUAUAUCGGUCAUUCCUCGCGUUUUACCACUUAUGCUAUAUACCUAUAACGUGGU